GUGGAAACAUGAAAACAGAGAUUUUGCUCGAGUGGUUGACGAUCUAUCUGUUAUUCAAACAGCGAGCCGAUGCAGUAUUAUUGAAUAUAAACGAUGGUUCCAUAUUGGGAGGAACCGGUAGUACUGUGGAGAACAAUGAGAUGUAUUAUUAUUUCCGGGGAAUACCAUAUGGAGAACCGCCCUUGGGGGAUCUUCGAUUUGAGCCGCCUGUAGCCAAAACGCCUUGGGAGGGAACUAUUGAUUGCACCACAGACGGAAGUCGAUGCAUUCAAGAAAGUAAUCCAGUCAUUGGUUCGGAAGAUUGCCUCUUCAUCAAUGUUUACACACCAUCGUUAACCGGUUCGCUGGCAGUUCUGGUAUACAUACACGGAGGAGCUUUCGUGUCUGGUGACACGACCUACGCCCAACUCGGUCCGGACUAUUUCCUUGAAGAAGGUCUCGUGUUCGUCUCCUUCAAUUACCGCUUGGGCAUCUUCGGAUUCAUCGGUACGGAGGAUUUGACCUGCCCCGGGAAUGUCGGGCUCAAAGAUCAAGUGUUGGCAUUGACUUGGGUGCAGAGGAAUAUCGCCUUUUUUGGUGGGAAUCCACAGAACGUCACUAUUUUCGGUGAAAGCGCAGGGGCAGCAUCUGUGGCCUAUCACGUGCAAUCAGAUAGUUCAAGAGGUCUCUUUAGUGCGGCCAUUUUGGACAGUGGCACGUCACUUAGCCCAUGGGCUCUCAACAGACGAGCAAGAGAGACGGCAUUUGCUGUUGGAGCAGCGUUAUCUAUCGUGGCAUUAGACUCCGAGAAUUUGAUCAAUGGCUUGAGGAAAAUCAACGCUACUAUCUUGCAGUCAAAGGCUUCUGAGGUUUCAACAUUGAUAAUGCUUCAAAACGCACUGGCUGGUCUUCAAUUUGGCCCAGUCAGAGAACCUGUGCAUGAUGGAGCAUUCUUCACAGGCGAAUCUGAAGAUUUGUUGUCGAGAGGACAAUUCAAUCAAGUACCAUGUUUGAUGGGUGUAAACUCUAACGAAGCUGCUAUUGUGCACGAAGUAACAGCCUUUCUACGUCUGUACGCCGACUUCUACGAAGUGAAGACUAAUGAUCUUGCUCCAGUAGAUUUAACAGACGACCCAACGAAACGUUUUUUGGCAGCCAACGUCAUUAAAUGUAGAUAUUUCAACUGUACCAUCUCAUUAUCAGCGUCCGGAAAUAUCAUCCAGUUUGUUAGUGAUGAUCAAUUCAACAGACCCACAAGAAAAGCUGUUUUGGAUUUGUCCAGAUUUGUGCCAGUGUAUUUCUAUGUCUUUUCCUAUGAGGGUAUGUUAGGAGGAGUUGCCGAUCGGUCUCUACCAGGAGUUGGACAUACAGAAGAGCUAGGAUACCUUUUCAGACAAUAUUAUACAGAUGUCCCAAAUACCGAUAAUUUGAUGAGAAAAAGAAUGGUCAAAAUGUGGAGCAAUUUUGCGAAAGUCGGUAAUCCUACACCAACCAUAGAUGAGCUUCUUCUGGAUGAAAUAUGGCUGCCUGUAGAGCUGGAUCACUUAUAUUACAUGAAUAUCGAUGCAAAUAUGGAAUUGUUGGAAAAUCCAUUCAGGAAUCAGAUGGAAUUCUACGACAGAAUUUAUAAAACAUUUGGUACACCGCCGUAUGAUACAUUCUGAUUUUAUUGUGAUAUAUUUUUCAUUUUCGAGAAUAUUGUCUGUGUGUCUUAUGAAUAACAAAGCAUUGUGAAGGCUAGUCAUCCUCUUGAGACACACCAUAAUUUAGUGUUUUCGUACUGGGUAGUCAUUCUGAUCAAAUUUUGAAUAAGUCUACAAAUAUAAAUAGAAGUGUGAAUACCUAGUUGUAGUUCUUAGUGUACUUCGGGAAUUGGUAUCAGAAACACAAGUGAUAACCAUCAAGUUCAACACUCUGACUGCCAUGUCAGUCAUUUUUGACCGACAGCUUGAUCUCGUGUUGAGCUGAUGCAGUUUCAUUGGAUCGAACAGGUCAGGCCACUGAGGCCACGCGAAAUUUCCAGAGUAGGGGGCAUCUAAGUGAUUAUCUAAGCAUAUUGCUGCUCAGACAUUAUGAAGUCGUUCUGGGGUACAGAAGGGCAUAUAAGGAUGUCAGCCAAAAUUGACCGACGCGGUCUGACAAUGCAAUUUUUUUCAAUGUAUAUAAGUAAUAGUGCAUGAUAUACUCCUAUUUGUUAUUAAAUUAUCGAUAAACUCACAGGGGUUGAAACAUAACAGCAAGGAUAAAACUCGGAAAGCUAGAAAAAUUGUUCAAUUUGUUACAAAAAUCUCGUGAAACAAUAGGGGCUGAAAAUGAGGUGAAGAGAGUGCGGACGCAUUGAGAAGGCUGCCAAGAGAUGCCUUCUAUGUGAAUUGAAUGUCAUGUGAAAACCCAUUCCAACAAUAAUUGGAUUCAGAUAUAUUCAUGAGUUAUUUCGCAUUUUAUACAAUAAACGUUUUUGAGGCAUCAUUGUAGGUAUAAAUUUCAUAGUGAGCACCACAAAAAAAAUGACAUACGUUCAUUUGAGCGCCGCGCAUUCAGAUCUAAUGGAGAUUUGAAUGCAUCGUCGGCCGUUUUCGCAUGACACGGCUCGAACUAAAACUUCUACUGUCGGUUAAAAAUCACUGCCAAGCACCGUUUUUUAUAAGUCACCGUCGAUCACAUAUGACUGACAAAGCCUGUAAUAGGGAGAGAACAACAGGGUUCCGGGUUCCGGCAGCCAGAGUGUAAGAUAUAUUGUACUGAUCUGAUAUUCUAUUUGUAGGAAUUGCAAAUGCACCUCAUGCACUAGGUCGUACACCCAAAAAUUGAGGAAUUUAGUGUGAGAAUUUGUUUC
Messenger RNA from Phaedon cochleariae (mustard beetle), 2815 nucleotides. The record is from the annotation of a GenBank genome assembly. Lineage: Eukaryota; Metazoa; Arthropoda; Insecta; Coleoptera; Chrysomelidae.